Wyeomyia smithii (pitcher-plant mosquito) is the source of this 869-nucleotide messenger RNA. RefSeq names its product transformer-2 protein homolog beta-like. The record is from RefSeq and is a predicted model, not a curated record. The coding region runs from base 51 to 791 and encodes 246 amino acids. Gene Ontology annotation, biological process: positive regulation of mRNA splicing, via spliceosome. Lineage: Eukaryota; Metazoa; Arthropoda; Insecta; Diptera; Culicidae. Gene Ontology annotation, molecular function: RNA binding. The transcript is spliced from 3 exons. Gene Ontology annotation, cellular component: spliceosomal complex.
CUGUGUACGAACUGCUAAUAAAAUUUUCAUUCACCGUAGCGUGCUUAAAAAUGGUUCAAUCGCAUAGCCGUAGUCGAACACCACCGCGUAGCUACCGGAAGCGGCGUGGUUCUUCACGCUGUCGUCGAAGCCAUCGCCGAGGUCAGAAGUACCGCUCUAGUUGUCGACACCGGCGUUGCAGUAGUAGUACCAGCUACCAAAGUAGCUACAGUCGGACCAGUAUUUCUAGUUCCAGGAGCUCGCAUAUACGUAUUGCAGCACCCGAGCACACACGUCCUGUAGACCCGCCACCAAGUAUUUGUUUGGGCGUAUUUGGACUGAGCGUAUACACUGAAGAGUCGGAUUUGCGCACUAUAUUUUCAAAAUUCGGAACCAUUGAUAAAGUUUCGAUUGUGUAUGAUGCCAAAACAAAAACCUCACGGGGAUUCGGAUUUGUGUAUUUUCGAAAGCUAGAGGAAGCAUCUGCCGCCAAAGCACAUUGCAACGGAAUGGUCGUUCACGAAAGAACAAUUCGAGUAGAUUAUUCUGUAACGGAUAAACCACAUGACCCGACUCCAGGGGUUUACAUGGGUGACAGAACGUCCCAGAGAAGGUGUAACCGAAGCUCAUACGGUUAUCGAGGAAGAAGUUAUGAUGACGAUUAUUCUCGCGGGCGCUCAAGACGUAGCCGUUCUCGGACUCCUCAUCGACGCAGUCACAGGCACAGACGUCACCGCCAUCGACAUGUGACCCGUUCUCGUAGCCGUUCAUUGUCUUAUUCUUCGCGUAACUCGCGUCGCUUUUCGGGUUGAUGAACCUUUUACAUAUUCGACAGUCAGGUAAUUAACUUGAUGUCCCUCAGAGCAGUGGUUUUAUAUAGCUGCAGUGAA